Messenger RNA from Lepus europaeus (European hare), 7523 nucleotides. It is a transcript of the gene EPM2AIP1, whose product is annotated as EPM2A interacting protein 1. The record is from RefSeq and is a predicted model, not a curated record. The coding region runs from base 64 to 1890 and encodes 608 amino acids. Lineage: Eukaryota; Metazoa; Chordata; Mammalia; Lagomorpha; Leporidae. Gene Ontology annotation, biological process: positive regulation of glycogen (starch) synthase activity; positive regulation of glycogen biosynthetic process; response to insulin. The transcript has a single exon.
CGGCUCCUCCCCUCUCCCUGCGGCCUCUCUGAGGUGGGCCCCGCGCUCCUGGCCUCCCGCAGAAUGUGGGUGACGCCCAAGAGGAGCAAGAUGGAGGUCGACGAGGCUCUGGUGUUCCGGCCCGAGUGGACCCAGCGCUACCUGGUGGUGGAGCCGCCGGAGGGCGACGGCGCCCUGUGCCUGGUGUGCCGCCGCCUGGUCGCGUCCACCCGCGAGCGCGACGUGAGGCGCCACUACGAGGCCGAGCACGAAUACUACGAGCGGUACGCGGCGGAGGGCGAGCGCGCGGCCCUGGUGGAGCGGCUGCGGCAGGGCGAGGUGCCCGGCGCCGGGCCGCUCACGCCGGAGGAGCGAGCGGCGCGCGCGGGCCUCGGGCUCUGCCGCCUGCUGGCCCUGAAAGGCCGCGGCUGGGCGGAGGGCGACUUCGUCUACCAGUGCAUGGAGGUGUUUCUGAGGGAGGUGCUGCCCGAGCACGUAGGCGUCCUGGAGGGCAUCGACCUGUCUCCCGAGGUCGCCAGGCAGAGGAUCCUGAACAUCGACAAGAACCUGCGCGCGCAGCUCUUCCACCGGGCCCGGGACUUCAAAGCCUACUCGCUUGCCUUGGACGACCAGGCCUUCGUGGCCUACGAGAACUACCUCCUGGUCUUCAUCCGCGGCGUCGGCCCGGACCUGGAGGUGCAGGAAGACCUCCUGACCAUGAUCAACCUGACUCAUCACUUCAGCGUCGGCGCGCUCAUGUCGGCCAUCCUGGAGGCCCUGCAGACGGCGGGGCUGAGCCUGCAGCGCAUGGUCGGGCUGACCACGACCCACACUUUGAGGAUGAUCGGGGAGAACUCGGGGUUGGUGUCCUACAUGCGAGAGAAGGCGGUGAGCCCCAACUGUUGGAAUGUUAUCCAUUAUUCAGGGUUUCUUCACCUGGAACUCUUGACUUCCUACGAUGUGGACGUCAACCAGAUCAUAAAUACUAUCUCCGAGUGGAUAGUUUUGAUCAAGACCAGAGGUGUUAGGCGACCCGAGUUUCAGCCUUUACUAACUCAGUCCGAAUCAGAGCAUGGGGAAAGGGUGAAUGGACGUUGUCUGAACAAUUGGCUUAGAAGAGGGAAGACGUUAAAAGUGAUAUUCUCGCUAAGAAAAGAAAUAGAAGCAUUCUUGGUUUCAGUCGGGGCAACCACAGUCCAUUUCUCAGACAAGCAGUGGCUUUGUGACUUUGGUUUUUUGGUGGAUAUAAUGGACCACCUUCGCGAACUCAGUGAAGAAUUGCAGAUUACUAAGGUCUUUGCUGCUGCUGCCUUUGACCAUAUCUGUGCUUUUGAAGUUAAGCUGAAUUUAUUUCAAAGACAUAUUGAGGAAAGAAAUCUCACACAUUUUCCUGCCUUCAGAGAACUUGUUGAUGAGCUUAAACAGCAGUUUAAGGAAGAUCAAAAAAUAUUUGAUCCUGAUAGGUAUCAGAUGGUAAUAUGUCGGCUACAAAAAGAAUUUGAGAGACAUUUUAAGGAUCUCAAGUUCAUUAAAAAGGACUUAGAACUUUUUGCAAAUCCAUUUAACUUUAAGCCUGAAUAUGCACCAAUUUCAGUAAGGGUGGAGCUAACAAAACUUCAGGCAAACACUAGCCUUUGGAAUGACUACAGAAUCAAAGACUUGGGCCAGUUCUAUGCUGGGUUGUCUGCUGAAUCUUACCCAAUUAUCAAAGGAGUUGCCUAUAAGGUGGCAUCUUUGUUUGAUAGUAACCAAAUCUGCGAGAAGGCUUUUUCCUAUUUGACUCAAAACCAACACACUUUGAGCCAACCCUUGACAGAUGAGCAUCUGCAAGCCCUGUUUCGGGUUGCCACAACUGAAAUGGAGCCCCAUUGGGAUGAUCUUGUGAGAGGAAGAAAUGAAUCUAAUCAAUAAGCUUUUGUAGUACAACUUUGAAAAGCUCAACAAGAAUUCAAUUCUAAACGCAAAGAGUUUUUUUUUGUUUGUUUGUUUGUUUGUUUUUUUUAAUUUUACUAAUUGGGAUUAUGGGAAAGCACCAAGUUUAUUGCCAGCUGUCCAGAUGGGUCUCAAUUCAAAUACUCUGAAAGUUGCCUUUUUUUUUUUUUUUUCAUCUCAAUUGGCAGCAUGGGACUAAAACCUGAGAAUACCACCUUUUUAAUGACAAAAUCGUUGCCUUUUACUUUUAUGAUAUAUUUGAUUUUAAAGAAGUUUAGUAUUGAUAAUGUUGAGUUGAAUUAAGUUUGUUUUUGAGGUGUCCUGAAGAUAUAUGCCAAAAAUUUUAGCUCUUAUUUUAAUGAAGUAUUAAAUUUCUAAGACCCAUAGUCUGAACUUGUCAGCUCCUUAAGUGUGUGUUUGAAACAGUUUGCAGAAACUGACAUAACAAGUGUGUAAGUUUCUGAAAUGAAAGAAGGUACAUACAGUGGAGGUAUUUUGUCUAACAAAAUGUUUGAGACUAUUUUUUUAAAACGUAUUUCUGAGUCUGAAAUAAAUAUUGACAGAUUUCCUCCCUCUUGUUUACCCCCCUACCCACUCCAAAGAUACUGAUAUUACCAGUAGAGGGAGCAUUCAAAUAAAACUGUAGUUAGAGAAGCAAGAAUUAUUUUUUAAGUUGCUGAUUUAGGAGAUUUCCUGCAAUUUGGAUUUAAGAGGAACCAGAUACUGGGUAUUUCCCCUGUUUCACAACUGGGGGCUGUUUUGUCAGCUUGCCUAUAAAAGGACUACGGUAAGUAUAGAAUCUUAACCGUUGUCUUUUUUUUUUUUUUUUUCCUACUCUAGACAGCAGUGACCCUGUCAAAAAGGGUGAGGAAAAAAAAUUUUUGCACUCCAGGAUCAGGAUACUUUAGCUUACUUGUCCUAGCUGCAUGGGUGUUACUGCUUUAUAAAGAAAUCCUGCUUAAAGGAAGAACUUUAUUUCAAAGUGAUAUAGUUGUGUUAGCUGCUGGAAGUGGAUUUAUUCUAGAGUGUGAAACUGUUCUACACAUUCUGUAUUUAAGACAGUGCACAAGUAGAAAUAUUUUAUUCUCAAGAAGCAGCUGUGUGCACAGAUUGUAGUAAUUGCAUAUUUCUAGUAAGAUAUCUGUUUUGUGCUAAAACAAGUUUCAAACUGGUGUUAACUUGAAAAAAAAAAAAAAGAUAAUCUUGCAGUAAAGUCUAGUAUCCAAAACUGAUUUUAACACAGGACUCAAAUUGUAGAUUCUCCCACAAGUAUAAUGUGAAAACUAUUGUGCUAAAGUCCUGUCUUAAUUAUUGCAACACAUUCUAGCUGGCAAAUUGAAUGAACGCAGAUACAACCAAGAAUUUAGAAGAAGCUGGUACCUGAGCAACCAUAAUAGAUAUGUAAGAGACUAAGAACCAAAGUUGUGUCAGUGGUUGUCAACCAGGGCCAGUAAACCCUCCUUCCAGAGGAUGCUGGGAAAUGUAGGGGCACUUUUUUGGUUGUCAUAUUUCCCUGGGGGUUCUGCUAGUAUUAUAAGCCUGAAGGCCCACAUCCCCUGCAGUGUAUAUGAUAGCCUGUCAACAGGGAACAACUUAACCCUUCUAAAGUGUCAGUUGACCCCAAUGUAGAUUAACAUAUUUCUAGGGACAGGGCAAAUUACCGGUAGAAUAAAAUUAGAAGGACAAGUUGGGCAAACUGGCUUGAUAGGGGAGUCUAAUUCCAAAUUCCAAGUCUGGCUGGUAAGGUGCAAUGAAAGCUGGUAGGUUCUAGUACCUCACAAUACCACAUACAAAUCAGUAAUUAGUAUUGGAUUAAAGGACUGUAUUCUGUUGUACAUAUUUAGUUUGGGACAGAAAAACAAGUUAAUAUAUUGAUGAGAUACCUAUCAAGAAUGAUCAGGUUCAGAUUUAAAACAGGGAGAAUCUACCGGUAGUUUCCCAAUAGCUUUGAGUAUUCUCUUUCAUACAAAUGCUUUGUUACUUGAAAGAUUGGAAGACCUGAGAGCUGUUUUGCUUUCCAACCCCAGUUCUUAAAAGUGAAAUGUACAUUUUGUGAUGUUCUAGUAUGUUUUGCUUACAGUGAUAAUAAAAUUAGUUUGCAACAUAGUUUCCAACCCUGAGUUAAAGGGGGAUAGAAGCCAAGAAUUUUAAAUUGACCCUCAGCAAUAGAGAAUUUGCUAUACACUAGUCUUGUUUGUGGGGAAAAAAAAAAAAGUAUUUUACUGUUUUCUGUAUAAAUAUUUCUGUAACUGCAUGGCAGUCUUUAAUUUUUCCUUUGGUAUAAAUAAUGGUUGUUACUGGUCUGUUUUAUCAGUGAGUAUAGUUAAAAUAAGUGCUAUUUUUUUAAAAAGAAAACUCUGUUCUUAGCAGUUACUUCCCUGUUUCUCCUGUUCCUACUAGUUUUCUUGAAAUAUUUGUAUUUCCAGUCUCUCGUAUUGCCACCUAAACUGUUCCACCAGGCUCACGAAGUCCUUGUCAGUAUUACUGUAGCUUUGAGGAAGUAACCAUCUACAGUUAUACUUUUUUUUUUUUUUUUUUUUUUUAUCUUUACAGGUUCCUCUUCCCUUAAAUAUUUGUUCUUAGGUUUUUGUUUGUUGGUUUGUUUGAGGCUGCUUUAUGUUAUCUCCCUAAGUGAUCCCAUUUCCUUUCAUGGCUUCAGUUACCACCUACAUGAAAAAUGACCCCUGAAUUCCUAUCUCCUUUACAUAUCUUUUCUACUUAAUAAGCUGGUUAUUAACAAGUCCAUUUUGCUGUGUCACAGGCACCACAACAUACCAUUGUUCUUGCCACCAAACUUGUUGUUGCUCCUCUCCUGCUUGCUAUUUGAAUAGAUGAUACUACUACCAGCCAUUCAGUGAGCCUUGCCCAGCCCAAAAACUGAGUUACCCACGACUUCCCGAUUUUGCAGUGCACUAUGCUGUUUCAGGCUAUCAACCUACCUAAAUUAUAGCAACAGUCUCGUUAUUAGUCUCUGAUAUUUAUUCCUUUCUGCACUGUAGCCAGAUUGUUCCAAAAAACCUAUCUGGUCAUUGCACUCUACUGCAUUCAGCAUUGCUUUUAGGAUAAAAGACAGAUUUCUGUGAAUCUUUCAGGUCUAAGUUUAUAUGCCACUUCAUCAAGGAACCUCUCAUUUAUGCCCUCUUGUAGACUCAUCUAGUAGAUUAGGUACCCUUACCACAUACUUAGCACACUUACUGCUUAUUGAUCACUGCUAGGCUGUAAUCUUUAUAAGGACAGGGACCACAUAAGCCUUGCUCACUAUUAUAUCUAGUGCUUAGCGCAGUGCCUGGCAUUUCAGUAAAUACUUGAAUUCAAGUGUGUAGUAUUUUAUGAUCUUUGAAAUUCAUAAUCUCGUUUGACUUGCAUAGUCAUCCUUCCUUAGACUGUUCAUUGGGUGAUUGUUAUCCACAUAUUACAAAUUAAGAAGUGAAGCUAAGUUCUUUGUGAGUAGGGAACUUAUGUUGUAUUCCCAGAAUUUAGUGUGGUGCUUGGCAUGUGACUCAAAUCCUUAUUAUGUCAGUGUUAAGGAAAUAAACAGAUUGCAGUUUUCCCUAGGAAACAUUAGUAAAGUCAGGAUUCAAUCCCAGGUAUACUCAUGUAAGUCUACUGUGUAAUAUUAAAUUUGUGCACCUAUGAUACAGUGUCUUUUUUAAAUUUCCAAAUGCAGAAUUCCAAGGGAACUUAGAUAUAGAGAAAAGAGAUAAGAAAACUAGUGAACUAAGACAGUACUUCAGUAAUUAAAAAGUUACAUUCAAUAUUAGAAAAAAAUAGUGCUUAAGAGUUAAUAUCCAUUUUUCAUUUUUGUAGGCAUCAACUCUAGAAGAAAACGGCAUGCUAUUUACUUGCUACUUUCUUUACAGGUGGUUUCUGGCUCUUCUGGGAUUUAAAAGUAAGUAAAUUUAAUAAAAUAUUAGAAUGACUUAGCCCUUCUGAUCACUAGAUAUUCAUUUCACUUGCUUUCCUACCUACAGAAUAUCUUCAUCACUUCCUCAAGUGGAAUAAUCUAAAAGUGAUGUCUAGUUAAUGUGUACUUUUAAGGUUUGCUCUGUCUUUUUGCUUUCUUGUUCUCAUGCCUCUGUGAACUUCAUUUCUAGAUAACCAGAGCUUUCCAGGCUCUUUGGAGAGCCGUAUCCUUAAUCUCUUUUUUCCCCUUAAGCCAUUUUGUUCAAUUUUAGGGAUCAAAUAGUAUUACACUCUUAGUUGGACUUAGUCGAGGGACACGUGAACUCAUUCAGAUGUCCUCAUAGUAGGUAUGAUAGUCAUCAGUGGUUUGAUCUUUGCUGCAAAACCAAGUUUAAUCAACCUUUGAGUUAAAGGGUUUCUCAUUUUUACCUUUUUGUAAUCGAGAAAUUGUCUCAUCUUACCAAGUACUUGAGUUUGUGAAUUUUCUACCCCUUUUCACUUCUGCCCGCAAACUGACAGUUCUUUUCUGAAUUCAUCUCUUUGCUGUACAUUUUGUCAAAUGCAGCAGUAGCAACCACAAGAUAUUUUGUUUUCCUGUCUUUUUCUUUAGCAAAGUGUAGAUUAUUUGUCUUACAGUUAAUCUCAAGGGACAGUUUCACCUCUCCAAAAUGUGAAUUUCCUCUAAAUUUUUUCCAUCUUCCAGUAGCAAUUUCCUGAGUAUCUGUUGGCUAACCCACUAAGCUGAAUUCAAGUAUUUUAGUUUUAAGGUUUUUAAUAGCCAGUUUCUGUGUCCAGAUGGGCCAGUUUACAUGGGAUAUCAGUUGCAAAAUCUCAGUGUCAUACACCCUUGUCUGUUGAGAUUUAGCCAGGGACUUCUUUCCUUCAUGUGGACAGACAGGGGUGGACAAACUUCAGCUCACAGGCAAAAUACGUCCUGCUGCUUGUUUCUUUAAGUAUUAUUGGAAUACAGCCUUGUCCGUUUAUAUAUGUCUGUGGCUGGUUUCAUUUUACAAUGGUAGAGUUGAGUAGUUGUGACAGAAUGUAUGCCCCACAAAGCCUGAAGUAAUUAUUAUGUGACCCUUCAUGGAAAAAUUUCGCUAAUCAUUGCUUUUAAGUUCUCAUUUUCUGGGACCCAGGUUGAUAAAGCAUGUGCCAUUUGGGGUGUGGCUUUUCACUUUGGGAAAUGAAAAAAGAAGUUUGGCUAGUAAUUUAUAGGUCCUUUAAAGCACAUGGUCACACUGAAGUUCAAGGAGUUUCAUCCUUCCGUAUACCUGGGAAGAAAACCAGAAAUACUUGGAAAACAAUACUACUGGUUAACAUGUCUCUAUAUCUCUCCAGUUAGAGAAUUUUUUGAAUGUGUUUUUUUCUUUUCAUUGAAGUAAAACUUAAAAAUGUAUAAAUAAUAAGUGUACACCUUAGUGGAUUUUUAUAUACACCCUUUAUGCCCCUCUCACACAUAACUACUAUUCUGACCUUUAUCACCAUGGAUUAGUUUUAAAGCUUUAUGUAAGUAGAAUAAUUAUGCACUUUGUGUGUCUUUUGUUCAAUAUGUCAGUGAGAGUAAUCAACGUUGUAUGUAGCUGCAGUUCAUUUUUAACAUUUGUGUAGUAUUCCAUUAUAUGACUGUAUCACAACUUAUCCAUUCUGUUGGUAGAAAUUUGGGUUAUUUCUAGUUUGUGGUCAUUAAAUAAAGUUGAUAUGAAAAUUUU